Molecule: messenger RNA, 1296 nt
Organism: Olea europaea var. sylvestris
Lineage: Eukaryota; Viridiplantae; Streptophyta; Magnoliopsida; Lamiales; Oleaceae
Product: metal transporter Nramp3-like
Exons: 11
Coding region: 142-1296 (384 amino acids)
Biological process (GO): metal ion transport
Cellular component (GO): membrane
Molecular function (GO): cadmium ion transmembrane transporter activity; manganese ion transmembrane transporter activity
Source: RefSeq, a predicted model, not a curated record
GCAGAUAUAGAGAGGAGUAUCUCAACAGUUACAAACAGCCCAAAAAAUUUGGCCCCUUUCUUAUUCUCUCUACGUAACAUACCUCUAUAUAUAUUCUUCGACACCUCCCUUUUCUACAGAACAACUUAGGGUUGAAGGAAAAUGGCGGCGGCACCGGGAACUGCACAGCCACAGUUUAUGACUGGUACUGGAGGAAACAAUCGCCCCACUGAACCACUCAUUGAGAAUAUUGAAUAUGAUCAGAUUGUCGUUCCUGAUAAAAAAAGCUGGAAGAAUUUUUUUGCAUAUUUGGGUCCUGGCUUUCUUGUUUCUAUUGCGUAUAUUGAUCCUGGGAAUUUUCAAACCGAUUUACAGGCAGGAGCUCAAUACAAAUAUGGGUUACUCUGGAUCAUAUUGUUAGCUUCAUUUGCUGCACUUAUUAUCCAAAUGUUGGCAGCAAAUCUAGGAGUCGUUACAGGAAAGCAUUUAGCUGAACACUGUCGCAAGGAGUAUCCAAAGGUUCCAAAUUUUAUCUUGUGGAUUCUUGCUGAAAUAGCUAUAGUUGCAUGUGACAUUCCCGAAGUGAUCGGAACAGCUUUUGCUCUGAACAUGCUCUUCAAGAUACCUUUAUGGUGUGGUGUGCUUAUCACAGGGCUCAGUACAUUGGUUCUAUUAUUACUACAGCAAUAUGGGGUGAGAAAACUUGAGAUCUUUAUCGCUUUCCUUGUCUUCACAAUUGCUGCCUGCUUCUUUGUGGAGCUUGGAUAUGCAAAGCCCAAGUCUUUGGAAGUUUUAGAUGGUCUUUUUGUUCCCCAACUUAAGGGAAGUGGAGCCACUAAGCUAGCUAUUUCACUUCUUGGUGCUAUGGUUAUGCCGCAUAAUCUUUUCCUCCAUUCAGCUCUGGUACUCUCUAGGAAAAUCCCGCGAUCUUUUAAUGGUAUCAAAGAGGCAAGCAGAUUUUAUUUGAUAGAAAGUGGAUUUGCAUUGACAGUGGCGUUUCUCAUCAAUGUAUCGGUUAUCUCAGUUAGUGGUGCCAUUUGCAAUUCAUCCAGUUUGAACCCUGAUGAUGAACAGAAAUGCAAAGACUUGGAUUUGAACAAAGCUUCUUUUUUACUUAAAAAUGUUCUUGGCAAAUGGAGUUCCAAGCUUUUUGCAAUUGCUUUACUGGCAUCAGGUCAGAGUUCUACCAUAACCGGGACAUAUGCUGGACAAUAUGUUAUGCAGGUCAUUCGACUUAAUCACUCUUUAUCAUUAAUUAUUGAAAAGCUGUUUAGCGUGUUAAAUAAGUAUGGUCGAAGUACUUCUGAUCAUGAUUGA